AUGAAGAACCUUCUCCUAACCGUCUUGCUUCUAGGGCUGGUGGCUAUACUGAAGGCCCAGGAAGUUUCAUCUGAUUACCAGGAGGAGCUUUCUGGGACCUGGUACGUAAAGGCCAUGGUAUGUGAUAAUAACCGCACAGAGGGGAAGGGCCCCAAGAAAGUGUUCCCUAUGACAGUGACAGCCCUGGAAGAAGGGGACUUGGAGGUGGAAAUAACAUUCUGGAAGAAGAAUCAGUGUCACAAGAAGAAAAUUGUAAUGCACAAAACUGAUGAGCCUGGGAAAUACACUGCCUUCAAGGGCAAGAAGGUCAUCUAUAUUCAUGAGCUGCCAGUGAAGGACCACUACAUCUUCUACUGUGAAGGCCGGCUCCAGGGGAAGUUACAUCGCAAGGGGAAACUCGUGGGGAAAAACCCUGAGGACAACCCAGAAGCCAUGGAAGAAUUUAAGAAAUUCAUACAGCGCAAGAAAUUCCCACAGGAAAACAUCUUCGUGCCAGAGCAGAGGG
This is a messenger RNA of Cricetulus griseus (Chinese hamster), 505 nucleotides long. The record is from RefSeq and is a predicted model, not a curated record. NCBI's taxonomy places the organism in Eukaryota, Metazoa, Chordata, Mammalia, Rodentia, Cricetidae.